Rhodofomes roseus is the source of this 1301-nucleotide messenger RNA. RefSeq names its product Mov34-domain-containing protein. Gene Ontology annotation, cellular component: proteasome regulatory particle, lid subcomplex. Bases 33 to 956 code for a protein of 307 amino acids. Gene Ontology annotation, biological process: proteasome-mediated ubiquitin-dependent protein catabolic process; protein deubiquitination. Gene Ontology annotation, molecular function: proteasome binding; protein binding; metallopeptidase activity. The transcript has 7 exons. The record is from RefSeq and is a predicted model, not a curated record. Lineage: Eukaryota; Fungi; Basidiomycota; Agaricomycetes; Polyporales; Fomitopsidaceae.
ACCUCUCCCACCUACACUCACUCUCCCUCAAUAUGCAAUCCGACUUCGAACAGAUGCUGGCCCAAGCAGGCGGGCGCGGUCAGGGCGGGGAAACUACGGUUCCCGACAACGGAGAGACGAUACACAUCUCUUCACUAGCGCUCCUCAAGAUGCUGAAGCAUGGGCGCGCCGGUGUACCCAUGGAAGUCAUGGGCCUAAUGCUCGGAGACUUCGUGGAUGAAUAUACGGUUCAGGUUAUCGACGUCUUUGCGAUGCCUCAGUCAGGAACAUCAGUCUCGGUCGAGUCGGUGGACCAUGUGUUCCAGACCAAGAUGGUGGACAUGCUGAAGCAGACAGGACGAUCAGAGAUGGUCGUCGGCUGGUAUCACUCGCAUCCAGGAUUCGGAUGUUGGCUGUCUAGUGUUGACAUCAACACGCAACAGUCCUUUGAGCAACUGGACCCGCGGUCGGUUGCUGUCGUCGUUGACCCCAUUCAGUCUGUGAAAGGGAAGGUCGUGAUUGACGCUUUCCGGCUUAUCAACCCUGCCACUGUCCUUCAAGGACAAGAACCACGACAGACGACAUCGAACAUCGGGCACAUCAACAAGCCAUCAAUACAAGCCCUCAUCCACGGCCUCAACCGGCAUUAUUACUCAAUUGCGGUUGAUUACCGGAAGUCCGAACUUGAGCAGUCGAUGCUCAUGAAUCUUCACAAGCGCAAUUGGACCGAAGGGCUUACGCUUCGUGACUUCAAGGGACAUAAGGAGGCCAACGAGAAAGCCAUUAAGUCCAUGUUGAGCCUCUCGGCAGCAUACAACAAAUCCGUGCAGGAAGAAUCCACACUUACGUCAGACCAAUUGAAGACACGGCAUGUUGGCAAACAGGAUCCGAAGCGGCAUCUAGAGGAACAAGUGGAGAAGGCCAUAGGGGACCAGGUGGUUCAGAACCUUGGAGCCAUGUUGUUGGCUGAGCUGUAGACGUUACCAUGGACUAAUGCAGGUAUAUUGUAUGAUCAACAUGGCAUGCGUGCUUUCGUGUUCUCAUAUCAGGCGAAAAUCGGGAUGGGGAGAAAUGCUAAGGCAUCGUCAUGCGUUGAAUGUAUACGAUCGGACCUAUGGCACAGUGUUUGCCUACAUGUCUGGCGACGCGAACGAUACUUCACCGGCCAUUAUGACCCUCAGGCUGCAGCUGUAAUGAGAAUCGACUAUUGCGUACCCAUCGAAUCACUUCCCCGUUACUGAAUGGAGGACGGCGCAACUCCGGAACCCGUGGUGGGGUCAUCGCAGUGUAAGCAACCUUCCCGUCCUACACUAAACCCUGAC